Molecule: messenger RNA, 3624 nt
Organism: Penicillium pulvis
Lineage: Eukaryota; Fungi; Ascomycota; Eurotiomycetes; Eurotiales; Aspergillaceae
Product: 3'-5' exonuclease
Exons: 3
Biological process (GO): nucleobase-containing compound metabolic process
Cellular component (GO): cytoplasm; nucleus
Molecular function (GO): nucleic acid binding; 3'-5' exonuclease activity
Source: RefSeq, a predicted model, not a curated record
ACAAUUGGAGGCAAUACACCUACGCAUUGUAGUGUGAGCUCACUGACGCGAGGCCUUGUAUGCCAGAGCGAUGUUCUCCGCACUUCCUCCCGAGGAACCCCUCACGAAACCAUUCAGCAUCGCUACCACAAUAGCCGGCGUUUGACAAAUCGGGAGCUUCGACGAACAUUUUCGAGUACAUCCGCGACGCGAAUUCGAUUGGAGGAUGACGAAAAUGAGGACCUUGAGCCACCAAAAAAUAGCAGGGCUUCGAAGAGGCCGGUGCGACGACCACCUCCGGGACCCCCGAAAGACUUGAGAACUAUCAUUUUGUCACGGGAACCGAAGCCUCGCAAACCCAAAUAUAUUGACCCGGAGAAGGUUCGCGAGAUUGAGGCAAAGGUCCAAAUGCUCCUGGAUCCACGUCAGCUAGUCAAUGAGUUUCUUGACUCAAGAUACAUUCAUCUUGAAGACCAAAUCGCGACAGCUCACUGUACCACUCAGAGAAUAUUUUGUUCUCAUAUCGAGGGGCUGAAGUCCCUAGUCCUCUGCAGCGAGGCAGAUUGCCAGCGGAUCGAACUUGAAUAUUGCAACUUCGUCUACCGCAAUACACCCCAGUGGACGGCAGCCAUCUCAGACAUCGAAAGGGCGGUUACCCGAUUGCGAUAUAAGUUCAUUACAGGGCGCAUAGAAUAUUCCCAGCUAUUCAUAUACCGCAUGAGAGAGCUACUUGAGCGAGAAUACUUGAGCCCUCGCCAGUCGGCAAGGGCCAAGAUUGACAGGCUUCUACAACCUACAGAAGAUAUGAGAGAAGAAUACAGGUCGCUGCAAUCAUUGGGACUGGCGGUCCUAACGGGAUUAAAUGCCAUCAAAUCGCUCAUUAUUCAACUGAAAGUUCUUGAUGAGCAGGGGCCUGAUCUCCCUGGUCCGGUUUUCCAGGACUUCCAAAUGGUUCUUGAGGCCCACAAACAAGACUUUGCCAUGGCCGCGCACAAACAUCGCGCCGACUGGUUCGCGAGGGUGCAGAAUACUACUCUUGUCGCGUCGCAGUUCUGGAGUGCCAAAAAGCUCACCACUAAUCUUCUUGAAAGUAUGCCUGAACGUAACCCACGCAAAACGUUAUCGCUUCUUUUCAGAGGGGGGUUAUUGCAAGGCGAUGACGAAGCUGUAAGAGAGUCAGCAAGAGUUUUUCUGUCUUUUCAUAGGGACCAAAACCUAGUCGCCAAUCGCCUGCGAAAGUCAUACACGAAGAAAUGGAGUGGGGUGAAGCCUGCCAAUAGCCCCGAGCUAAACAAGGUCUGGCGACAGCUUGAUGUGAUGGCUUUAUUUGAAACCCAACAGGCCUUGGACAUGUCAUUGCAGUAUGAGGUAUGGAUAUUGAUGAAAUCCCUUGAAGGAAAGUUCGGACCAAUGUGGCCUGGUCUUGACUCCGACGCGAGCCGUGAGAUCCAGAAGAACCUACACGAGUUCAGCGUGAAAUUCAAUCGGUCUAGAAAGCGGUUCGCGGCAGAACUUGAGAUGUAUCGACUGGCCAAUUGGGCUCGACUCAACGUUGAAGAGAAGCUGCACAAGCUCGGGGAGCCAAACGAUAUUCAAGAACGAGGUCUGUUCAGGGUGUUAAAGCCGCUCAGUCAGGAUCACUCACGCUUCAACCACUGGGCAAACCACUUUGUUGCUGUUUCUUUCAAAAAUUGGAAUUUGAAUAGGCUUCUUAAGUUCAGCAUGGAAGAAAGCGAAGAAAAUGUGCAUAAUCACUAUGUUCGCUUGGCAGAGGACCACCUUGAACAAAUGAGCAGACCUUCCAGCUUUGUGCCAGAAAUCGGCACCACGGAAACCAGAGAGAGUCGGCCCCAGCGAAACACGAAAGUUAAGCGUCCUUUAUUUCCAAUGCUGAAAAGAAUGGGUCUCAACGAGGCAUCGAUCGCACCGGAGGCGCCAUCCCUUCCAUCAAAAGAUGCUGCAAAAAGUACAUCAUCCUCACCACCUCAAGCCCUGACUACUACUGGCCCAAAUGCCUCUCCAAGGGACUCUCCGCCAAGGCCCGAACAGGAACACACCGUGCAGCACCUCAAAAUCCGGCCCUUGAUUGAGAAAUCGUCCAAGAUGCCAAUUGAGAACUCCGCAGAAAUCUUUGAUCAGAACCCUAGACAGACUCACAAUGAACAAAGCGCGCGGCAACAUGAACGACAGCGCGACGUCAAGCAAUCGGCCAAGGAUUUGAGUGAUAAAAGGCUUCCAAGGCCCCUGAAACCCCCAAAGGCACAGCAACACAAGUCUCGCUCAAUGCCAAGGCCGAAAUCAAGCCAGGAAUUGCCCGUCGAGGCAGCGACUGCUGCAUCCAAGCCUGCUGGCCCCAAGGAAAAGAAUAAUACUUCGCCUGCUGCAUCCAGAUCAAAGCCUCUAGUCCGGUCUUCGAGCGUAUGGGGCUUUUUCGCCCGUUCUGGAGGCUCGGCCGACGUCAGCCGAGAAUCCAUAUCAAGAGCGAAGUCUAACCGAUCUGUGCGACAGCUGCCUACUAAAGAAGUGACUCCUACAUCAAAAGCCGCUAGCUCCACGGAAAAGAAUGCUGUGGCAUCAACUGCACUCAAAGACAAGUCUAGGCGACUUAUAAAAAGGCCUCACUUAACCAAGCGGCAACGACAACCGGCCCUUGGUCCCUCGCGAAGCCCUUACCGUGUUCGCGAUGUUCAACGUAAACUCGACUUGGACUUCUUGAGCGGGCAGUCAGCUGGCAUCAGGCCAUACAGCACCAGAGCAUAUUUUUCUGAGGCCAAGGCCAAUGACAGCAGCGUUGCAUGCAUAGAUGAACAGUCUUUGCCUCUUGGUGGUCCAUCACCUGGAGAAAGCGCAGUCGGCCGGGAAGAAACCGUCAAGGAUGGGGGACCUCCGCUAUUCUGGACCCAUAGUUCGCAACGUGGCCCUGGCGGACAGAAGUUAAUUGUGCAUUACUGCCGGACUCUGGAAAGCACGGAAGAAGUAGCCCGGCUGUUCCUCGGUAGCAAAGUCAUUGGUUUCGAUAUGGAAUGGAAGGCACAAGCGUCUGCGUGGGACAGUAUACAAAGCAACUUGUCUCUCAUCCAAGUCGCAAACGAGGAGCGCAUUGCCCUGUUCCAGAUCGCACUUUUCAAGCCAGGCCAAACCCUGAAGGACCUCGUGGCGCCGUCUCUUAAGCAACUGCUUGAAUCGCCCGAUAUCACCAAGGUCGGCGUAUCUAUCAAGGCCGAUGCGACUCGUCUGCGCAAAUAUCUUGGCGUUGAGGCUAGGUCUAUCUUUGAGCUUAGUCACUUGUUCAAAUUGGUGAAGUAUGGUCUGACUCAGCCGAAGCUUGUCAAUAAGAGAGGUGUGAAUCUUAGUGACCAGGCUGAAGAGCAUCUUGGAUUGCCUCUUGAGAAAAGCGAAGAUGUGAGAUGUGGCGAUUGGACUCGUCCUUUGAACUAUCGUCAAGUUCAAUAUGCUGCUACUGAUCCGUAUGCUUGUAUGUGUUUGUUCAAUGUUAUGGACCAGAAAAGACAAGCUAUGGACUCUGUCCCGCCUCUUCCCGCUCAUGCGGAACUCAACCUGCCUAUCGUUCUUCCUCCUCGAGAAAAGGAGCCAAUAGCUUCUAGUCCAGCGGAUGAUUCUGGGGACAUUGAUGUUCGUUCUUAG